AUGUUCGUGACAAGUGCCUUCGUCAAAUGCUGUUUAUUCACAAUACUCGUCGGGCAAUUCAGCUUAGCUUGGCCAACUCAAAGCGGUCUGUUCGAUUUCCCGAGGCGUACAUUCUCACCACAUGCCAUACAGCUCUCUCGAGUCCAAUAUGAACAGGCAGAACUUGUUGAUAGAUCAGCGACUAAUGGAACACAAGACGCCCCUGUAGUUGCCGGCAGUGAGCAGACGCAGAAUCCUAACAGCACCCCAGCAAACACAGGCAAUGGGACAAGCAGUGGAUUUGAUCCUGCGCCGGGUUUUAUACCAAAUGAUCCCACCGUGAGCGCGGCAACCAACUGCACAGAUCUGACUAGUCAUCGGGACAAUAAAUGCUGGGAGGAGCUGCAAUUGACCAGCUGGACGAACAAGUGGAUCGCGACCAAUUCUGCCAAGUGUUUAGGAGGAGAGACGUUUGCUUCCUGUUUCCUGAGGUUGCAGGGCUUCGGGGGGCUGGAUUGUGAUGGUAUAAAGAUCGACGCUUGCGUACCGCCCCAAGCCAACAUGUCUCUUAUACAGCCUGAGGUGUACUACGUGGCUUACAACAUCUACGCCAUCAAUCAAUUCUUUGUGUCAUGGUGGACCGCUGUAGGCAACGCUGGAACACUUGCGGGCCUGAACGUGGACGAAAUAGUGCAACUUGUUCAUGUCCCCGACAACACUAACUUGAUCAUGGACGAUAUCCUUAUCGCCCUUACCGGCAUCUUCACUGUCGCUCCAGUCGCCACCGCCGCACUCCGUACGAGUCUUGAGAGCAUAAGUGUCGCGACUAGGUACCUGACCUCCAUGCAAGUCAUCGAAGGUGCCCUCUUUGGAUAUCCUCAAAUUGGGCGGUAUCUCUUCCCCGCUGAAGGCGCUGAUGCGACAUUCAUCCAGAUCGCUGAUCUCAAAACGCAACUCGUCGGCAUCUUGCAGAAGGUGCAGGACAAUCUCAACUUGACUCUCGUCGACACUAUGACAGACGUCAACCAAUUCCUUGCCUUUGCUUCACAGGGCAAUUUCACCUACUCAGCUCCUUCCUUACCUGACCAAGCAAACUAUCUUCUCUACGGCUUCAAUACCUACAUCGUCUCGGCCGCGCUCGCAGGCAACGACAUUCACGCCGUCCUAGCAAUAGACACUGACCCGCACCAGCUAGCCACCAAUGGCACGAAACUCAAUUACGACAUCGAUUGCAAGAACGGCUACAAUGAAGUCGGCGUCUGCGAUCAAUGGUGGUACGACAACGAAACUAACAUCGCGUACGGCCUUGACGAUUACCGGCAUAUGAACCGCGACUGGUACGAUACGCUCACCGCUCUACUCUCUAAUUACACCACCGGGGAACUUCUCUUCACCUCUGCUUUUGCAUGCAACACGCAAGGCGGCUACGGGGCGCCGGUGAACGUGACGGUGAACUCUGCCGGCGUCAACACAGCGUGUUUGAGCCAAUUGCAGACGCUGAGGUGGGAUAAGACUUGCACGCAGCAGAAAGUGGGGACUACCUGUGAGUUCCUGGACGGGCCAAGCCAGAACGGAUGGAUGAGUGCAUGUGGGAGUCACAGUUUCUUUAGUGGAUAUGUGAUCGGUUCAACUGCAGAUGCAUGGGGAGGAUCAAGACCACAGCAGCAUGUUUUGAGCGAGAACAUUAUGAGCAUAUGA
Molecule: messenger RNA, 1677 nt
Organism: Bacidia gigantensis
Lineage: Eukaryota; Fungi; Ascomycota; Lecanoromycetes; Lecanorales; Ramalinaceae
Exons: 3
Coding region: 1-1677 (558 amino acids)
Source: RefSeq, a predicted model, not a curated record